AUGGUCGAGCAGCGGGACACUGCCUCACAGGCAGAGCUUGUGACUGAGAACCUACAGGCCAGCAGUGCCGCAGCGAAGUUCGAGGUGUUCGGACAGACGCAGGAGGCCAUCAACGGAAGAGCCGCCAUGCUGGGCUUUGUGGCAGCAGUUGUGGCUGAGUUGCAGACUGGUCAGAGCGUGUGGAGCCAGCUGGCUGGCAAGUAUGUAGAGGGAGACCUCAAAGAGCACGCCCUGGGCCUGUCAUCUCUAGGCUUUGGUGCCAUUGUGGCUCUGCUCACCUACGCCAGCAUAGCACCCCAGUUCCAAGCAGGCACGCUGCAACCCGACUCGAGGUCAUUUGGGCCCUUCACCCCCUUCCUGGAAGCCUGGACUGGACGUGUUGCCAUGCUGGGCUUCUCUGGUCUGCUGCUGGUGGAGCUCAUUAAGGGCAACAACCCUGUCUUCUGA
Molecule: messenger RNA, 447 nt
Organism: Coccomyxa subellipsoidea C-169
Lineage: Eukaryota; Viridiplantae; Chlorophyta; Trebouxiophyceae; Coccomyxaceae
Exons: 3
Coding region: 1-447 (148 amino acids)
Source: RefSeq, a predicted model, not a curated record